UUCAAACGAACAUGGGGUUGCCUUUUUUGCUAGUAAUAGUAGCGACACCAAUAUUUACAGUUAACGGUUUCAUUCCAAAUUCUUGGCUUGGAUUGAGUUCUCCAACUUCAAAAACACACGCUAAGAUAUCUGAAAUUGCUAUUUUAAAUGUCGCUUAUGAGUUUCUGGAAAGUAAUCCACGACCAAUUCAACCAGUUAAGCAACUAGCUAAGAAUGCACCCUAUAAAUCGCCAACCAAGCUGCUCAAAUCCUACUACGGCAACGGUGUCUCAACAAUUAGGUUUCAUGAGGCCAUAAAAGAUUUUACCGAUGCCAACGCAAAUGUGGAUUUUGACAAAAGCUCAAAGAAAUUGCCUUCUGCUCAUUUUGAUGCAGAAACGUUUGAGGACAGUAAUAGAAGAUUACUCCGUCUGCGACAAGAGAUUAUUUCUGCAAUUACUGCUGGGUAUUACAAAGUUGGAAGGGAGAAAACAGGUCAACUAUUUCACACUUUACAAGAUUUCUACAGUCACUCCAAUUGGAUCGAAAUGGGUAAUCACGAGCCACAUCACAGCCUAGCAGUUCCAGGCGCUCAUAUUACCAAUCUUGCUGAGCCAAACACAGAAACUUGCGAUGACUGUGGUUUAUUUGGGAAGUGCAAAAAUAACAUUUUAGCAACUAUAUUAACAAAUAGGAAGUUGACAAGUGGAUACUGUAGUAGUCAAAAAGACAGAAAAGGAAAACCUGUAGUAAAACCAGAAGGCGUAGGAAAAUGUAGUCAUGGUGGGCCGAUGGACUCAAGUGGCAGAUUAUACGCACGCGGAGGAAUCAACAAAGACUCAAAUAACCCACUCAUCUCACCGCAUUACUAUCACCAUGAUGAGGCUACAGCAUUAGCAACGGAUGCAUCCGAAAAUAUUCUAAGAGAUAUUCAAAAGGUUGUCGGAAACAAACGAUUUAAAAAGUACCUUGGAUUGCAUGUAGGUGGUACAAUGUGCAUUGUGAUUGACACUACUAACAGCAUGAGCGACGACAUCACAGCAGUAAAAAAUAGAACAAGAAAAAUUAUUGACAAAAGGAACGGAACCAUUAAUGAGCCAUCGAAAUUUGUACUAGUGACGUUCAGUGACCCAGACUAUGGUCCAGCAUUUGUUACCAGUAAUCCUGAUAUAUUUAUUGCAAAAUUAGCAUCAAUCAACACUACAGAUGGAGGAGAUUGUCGGGAAAAAUCGUUCCAUGCAUUGCGUCUAGCAAUUGAGCAUACAGACCACCACUCAACGUGUUUUGUUUUCACCGACGCGUCAGCCAAAGACGCCUACUUAAAGAAAUCGGUCGUUGCGUUAGCCAAGUACAAGAACGUUAAGAUCAAGUACUUAUUAACGGGCUCGUCCAGAGGGCGUAGUCAGUGUGAUACAAGUCGCCAUUUACGUGCUGUUGAUUCAAUUGACAGCUCGUAUGCUGAUGUAGCAUUUUCCACAGGUGGCGAAGUUAUAACACUAUCUAAACAGGAGAUCAUGGCCGGUUCCUCAGUGCUAGACCAUAGUUUAAGCCAUUCUAAGGUGACGUUGAUAUACGCGGGUCAACAGGGUUUUACGGAUGUGCUGGAUGGUCGCAGUCACUAUUUUAUUGUUGAUUCCACUAUUGACGAGCUUGUUAUCACUGUCAAAGGCACAGUUAUCAAUGUUAAGAUAUUCAAUCCAUCUGGAGAUCUUGUUAAGUCUACCGGUAACAUUUUCGAUGCUGUGUUACUGCUUUCCAACAUACAAGUAACUAAACUAGUAAAUCCUACAACAGGAAAGUGGCGAGUGCGCGUGCGCUCCAUCGUUAUGUAUUCUGUAUCGGUAAUUGGUACAAGUUCAGUUGACUUCUCACCAUCGUUUGGGUUGGAGCAUGGGGGAGUACAUCCGGGGGUUGAAGAAAUUGUAGGCAGACCACCCAAAGGUGUGGCUGUCUUUAUCCUUAUUAACGUUAUCGGUGAUACCGCUAAGUUAGGCUCCAUCGAGAAACUUGAAAUGAUUUCGCCGGCCGGACAAAUCAUCAAAACAAUGACCCUCCAAACAAAUAAAGAAAUGGGCAAGUUGUAUGCUAAGACGAUUCUACCACCAGAGCCAUUUCAACUUAGAGUGACUGGAUCUGACGUUAUCAAAAAUCAAUUUUCUCGCAUAUUUCGUCAAGUUGUCAGGACAUCAACAUGUUCAAUAAGCACGGACCGCAGUGAUGUUCAGCAAAUACUGUCAGCGGGAUCCAUCGGGCAUAUUCCAUUCAAAGCUCUUAAUAGUGGCGCACCUGGAACGUACAUUGUUUCUGCUAUUGACAGCACUGACUUCGUACGAGACCUCAAACCAAACAGAUUCGUCCUAGGAAGAAAUGAAUCGAUAGAAGGAAAGGUAUCGUUUGCUGUACCAAAAAAUGUAAGAUACGGCACUUCAAGUACCAUUACUCUAGUUAUAACAAGAGACCAUUCAGCGCAUGAGUUCAACUACUUUGUUUUCGAUAUCAUCAUUCAAUCACAGGAAAUAGAUGAAGUUCCACCAUCUUUCACAGUGGUCCAACGAUCUGGAAAAUGCCUUGCAUUGGAAAACAGUUGCAAUGAAGCUAAUUUUACGGUGGCAGUUGAAAUAGUAGAUGUUGGAACGGGUGUUUUUAACAUCAUUACUGCUAAGGAAUCGGAUUCAUCUGGUCUUACAUUAUAUGAGUUUACUCCAGGUAUACCGGGCUCUAUAGCCAGGGCUGACUACCGUGGCAGCUGUUGUCAACCGUCCUUAGAACUGAUUGCUACAGACGUUGUCGGAAACGUAGGUAAAUUCAAAGUCAACGUUUCAUCAGAAGACACAAACACGAUGCAGACAGACGACAUGCUUCUUUAUAUUGUGAUGAUAAAAUGUGGUAUUGCAGUUUUGCUUGUUGUCAUGUGUGCCUGCUGCUGCUGUGUUGUAUAUCACAGUAAAAAUAAGUCGGGGAAACGAAAAAAAAAUACUGAGAUUGGGAAGAAAAUACAUCGUGAAGAAGUCACUCCAGACAAGUUGAACCCUCCUAGCUGUGUUCCAGACUUAGAGCGGUACAAAGAAUUAUACGCAACCGUGGAAACGAAAGACAAACAUGCCAAAUGAUUGGUUAAUACCAACAUCACCAGAAUCGACCUCCCACUUGAAGCCAAUUGAAGGGAAGAAUUUGAAGCAAUUUAACCUUAAAUCAGUCAAAAACAAAGAAAAAAUAAUAAAGCAGAGUGUAGCAAUUCAAGAUAAGCAUAAUGUAAAAUCACAUUAAGUAUAGCAUUAAAAAUGGACUGAAUGUAAAUCUAAACAAGUUGUAGUAAGGUUAUAGAAAAUGUAAUCAAUUUUAAUAUAGGACAUUAUGAAAAGCUAUUUCAAAUGAUUUUUUACAGUAGGUAAUGUUACAUUAGUGUAAAUUUAGGCUACCAGAAGGAUAAAUCCACAUAAGAAUACUAGACCAGUUGCUCUAAUGCAUUCAAUAUUCUGAAGAACGCAUCGUUGUGUAUCGUUACUCUCCAAAUGGGCUGUCGGAGAUUCAGCCAAUCAAAUGUCGUCUAGCUGGAUAUCGGCUUAAAUCACGCCCUCAAUUUAAUAUAAAAGGUUUAAACACAUUUUGCACGGCGAUAGUUGCUAACUACAACGGGUUCAGCCGAGGGGCGUGGCUUGUAUGGUCACACGUCAUGUAUAAUUAUACCGUCUACCUAAACCAUAAUGACCAGACGUGCAUAAUUACGCUUUUUGGCAUAAUUUAGACCCGUUUAGCAUCUAGCAUAUGUGCUGGCAUAGUUUUGGCAAAUUUAGCAUAAUAUAGCGUAAUUUUGUCUCACAAAAAAAAAUGGUCAUAAUUAAAACCCAACAAAAUUGGAUACCAGGUCAAUUAAAAUUACUUCAUCCAAAAA
Messenger RNA from Anneissia japonica, 3871 nucleotides. RefSeq names its product von Willebrand factor A domain-containing protein 7-like. Lineage: Eukaryota; Metazoa; Echinodermata; Crinoidea; Comatulida; Comatulidae. The record is from RefSeq and is a predicted model, not a curated record. The coding region runs from base 12 to 3089 and encodes 1025 amino acids. The transcript has 9 exons.